This is a messenger RNA of Physcomitrium patens, 728 nucleotides long. Lineage: Eukaryota; Viridiplantae; Streptophyta; Bryopsida; Funariales; Funariaceae. The record is from RefSeq and is a predicted model, not a curated record.
UAUCUGAACUAGUCUCUGCAUGUGCAUUUGUUCUGAAGCACGCAAUGAAAUUCUUAAAGUUCUCAUGAGACUGGCUGUGGAAGGAUAUUACACAUGCCAGCGUCGAAGUUUGUUCAAAAAGACCUCACUCCUCUUCUCUACCAUCCGUGUCUCUUACGCUGAUGUUUCGCUUCUUCUAGGAAAUCUAACAAUGAAGCUGUUGGAGGUUUGUAAGGUCAUCGCCGUAGAGCUUGAUCCUCGCAUGGUGUUGGAGGUCACCCGGCGCGUUCAGGGCACUCCUUGUGCAAAUAAGCUCCAGGUUAUACAAUGCUAUAUUUUGAAAACGGAACUACCUUACUUCGAUGUGUGUGUUGCCAACGUACCAUAUAUGAUCUCGUCUCCAAUCACUUUUAAGCUGUUGUCCCACCCGCCACUCGUCCGCUGCGCAGUCAUUUUGUUUCAGGAGGAGUUCGCACAGCACUUGGUUGCUCAGCCUGGAGACUCGCUCUUCUGCCGGCUUUCAGCCAAUACGCAGCUAUUGGCUCGUGUCUUUCAUCUCUUGAAGGUGGGCAAGAACAACCUCCGGCCACCUCCAAAGGUAGAUUCGUCAGUAGUUCGGAUUGAGCCUCGUAAUCCCCUGCCUCCCAUCAAUUUCAUUUGUAUUUAGGAUUUUAAAAUAAAUAUUAUAUUCUUUUAAAAACUUCUUUAAUCUUCUAUAGUAAUAUGAUAAUGAAAGAUUUUAUAGAAUC